This is a messenger RNA of Closterium sp. Naga37s-1, 1284 nucleotides long. The record is from the annotation of a GenBank genome assembly. Lineage: Eukaryota; Viridiplantae; Streptophyta; Zygnematophyceae; Desmidiales; Closteriaceae.
AUGGUGUGCGUCAUCGCGCUAAACGACACGGCACCCGUCAUUGUUGAGGUCGUGGACUCGAAGACUGCAAAGAAGACCGGAGCGUACCUGGCGGGACUUUUUGGCUAUGCGGUCCGCUCUGUGGGAGGCCAUCACGUCGUCCAAGUCGUGAUGGACAACGCCUCCAACAACAAGCGUGCGGCCGAGUUGCUUAAACCCGAAGUUCCCCAUGUCUUCUUCACUAAUUGCGCCACGCAUGUGUUGGACCUCAUGUUGCACGACUUCGGGAAGGUUCGGUCGGAUGCGGUGAGAAACGACAAAGAGGUAAUGGCAGGGGCGGAUGCGGUCAUCCAAGCCCGUGGUGGGGACGUGGCUAAGCGCGCAUUGUUGUGCGCUCAGCUGGCCCAGUUCCACAAAGGAGAGGGGCAGCUUGGAUCACACGACGCUCGUUGGGCGGCCUCGACGUUGGUGGAGGGGGGGCGCUUGACGGAUGCCGAAUGGUGGUGGAUGUAUGGUGGGGAGGUCCAGGCGCUUCAGGAGCUGGCUGUGAUGACCCUAUCACAGCCAGUCACCUCAUCUGAGGUGGAACGCUACUGGUCCGCCCUUGCUCGUGUGCAGAGGCGGGACCGGAACCGCCUGGCCGCCACAAAGAUGACUGACGUCACCUUUGUGGCCUUCACCAGGCAGGCACGUGAGGCUUUCGAUCGCAGGCAGGUUGUGCGUGAGCACCUCUAUCGUGACCUGAGCAACGGCACCCUCAAGGACGGCUGCCCCGUUCCCCCGGUCGCACCAGACAUUGAGGAAGAGGGGGCUGAAGUAGUGGAGGGAGAGGAGGAAGAAUGUACCACCAUUAACUGGGCGGAGUUCGGGAGCAUUGGGAAGAAGAGCAGGAAGAGGAAGGCGGGAGAGUCCUCCAAGAUGAAGAGGAAGGGGAAGGGGAAUGGGAAGGGGAAGGGGAAGGGGAAGGGCAAAGUUUCAUGCAGGGUUGUGAGGAAGGGAAAAGCUGCAGAGUGGGGGGAGGAGGACGAGGAGGAGGAUGACGACGACGAGGAGGAGGAGGAGGAGGAGGAGGAGGAGGAGGAGGAGGAGGAGGAGGAGGAGGAGGAGGAGGAGGAGGAGGAGGAAGAGGAGGAGGAGGAUGAGGAGGAGGAGGCUCCGGCGGCGGACAGCAGUGGGCGUGAGGAGGCGGCACCCGCCAAGAACCAAAGGGGCAUCGAUCCGUGGGAUAUCAGCGAUGGUGAUAGUGGGGAGGAGGAAGAGGAUGAGGAGGAGGAUGACGUGGAGGAGGAAGAAGAGGAUCAGUAG